Molecule: messenger RNA, 1560 nt
Organism: Saccharomyces kudriavzevii IFO 1802
Lineage: Eukaryota; Fungi; Ascomycota; Saccharomycetes; Saccharomycetales; Saccharomycetaceae
Gene: PRR1
Product: serine/threonine protein kinase PRR1
Exons: 1
Coding region: 1-1560 (519 amino acids)
Biological process (GO): microtubule cytoskeleton organization; intracellular signal transduction; protein phosphorylation
Cellular component (GO): cytoplasm
Molecular function (GO): tau-protein kinase activity; ATP binding; protein serine/threonine kinase activity
Source: RefSeq, a predicted model, not a curated record
AUGGAUGAAUAUAAUAAUAUAUAUUCGCAACCAAAGACUCCUCGGUUGAAACAAGAUGGAUUUCAAGGUUCCGCUGACGAUCAACAGGAAAAGACAUCGACUGAUGUAAAUGAGGAGGAAAAGCAAAAGGCGGCCUCCACCGUGGUAACCAAGGGCGAAACUCACACUACACCCUUGACUGUGUCUAUUCCAACCUUUGAAAAUGUUCAAACUUUACCUACACCGAUGACCUAUACUCCGUUAUCCCCAGGAAAUUCGGCUACGUCACCUAUGGAUCAAUCUUCAUUAAGUAUUCCCAAAAGACGGAGUCACGCACGAUUACUGGAUGAUAUGCUUUCCAUCGCACAGCCAAACCAGAGAGUUGUCUCUGAACUUGUUGCGCCAGCAAAUCUAUCGCCGCAAAGAGUUCUUUCCCUACCAACGGUCGCCGAAGAGGCAUUGAUAAAUGAUUCUGUUGAUAGUGAUAGCCGGACAGGAGAAAACUAUUCGCCAGAAUGCGAUGAUGAUCCUACUGAAAAUUAUGGUGACGACGUACUCCAGGGCUACCUUCUGGAUCAUUGGGAUCAGUUGUUAUUAUGGAGAAAGGUAAAACACAUUGGUUCAGGAAACUUUAGUAAUGUUCUUUUAUAUGAAUCGAUGGACCAAAGUGACCCUAAAGUAAGGGAAGUAGCCGUGAAAAGGCUCAAAUAUCCCGAAGAACUAUCAAACAUCGAUCAAAUCAAUACAUCGUCGCGAUAUAAAGAAACACUGUCCCGUCUGGAAAAUUCUCUUACUAGAGAACUACAAGUGCUAAAGUCGCUAAACCAUCCAUGUAUAGUCAAACUACUCGGAAUUAACAAUCCAAUUUUUGUUACCAGCAAGAAGCCCUUACACGAUUUGAUAGGAAAGAACCCGAGGAUUCUGCCGCCUUGUGAUAUGAUCAUGUCUUAUUGUUCUGCCGGAGACUUGUUAGCUGCUGUCAUGGCCCGUAACGGCGGUUUAGAAUUCUGGCUGAUUCAGAGGAUAUUUGCAGAAUUAGUUCUGGCAGUAAAAUAUUUGCAUAGAAACAGUAUUAUUCAUCGUGACUUGAAAUUAGAAAAUGUACUACUGAAGUACACUUUUGAUGAUAUCAAUAGUUUCAAAAAUUCUCCCAUUUACUACAAGCAAAAUGUCAUUGAGUUGGCGGAUUUCGGCCUUUGUAAAAGAAUUGAGAAUAACGAAAUGUGUACAGCAAGAUGUGGAUCGGAGGACUACGUGUCCCCAGAAAUCUUAAUGGGCGUUCCUUAUGACGGCCACUUGAGUGACACGUGGGCCUUAGGUGUCAUACUAUACAGUCUAUUUGAAGACAGAUUGCCGUUUGAUCCUCCACCGAACGCCUCAGUGAGACAGCGUAACAGAGCCACAUCACAUCGUAUCGCUAGGUUUGACUGGAGAUGGUACAGGCUAAGUAACAAUGAGACCAACGUAGGGAAAAAAAUUGUGGAGAACACACUAACGAGAAAGAACCAACGUUGGUCGAUUAGUGAAAUUUGCGAAUCCUCAUUUGUUAAAACAAUUGUGGAUACACUAGACUUUUCUUGA